Messenger RNA from Guillardia theta CCMP2712, 1680 nucleotides. RefSeq lists its product as hypothetical. Bases 1 to 1680 code for a protein of 559 amino acids. The record is from RefSeq and is a predicted model, not a curated record. NCBI's taxonomy places the organism in Eukaryota, Cryptophyceae, Pyrenomonadales, Geminigeraceae. The transcript has 14 exons.
AUGCCGGCUGCUGCCAGCAGCUCACAGACGAGGGGGAGCCAGGACAAGCAUGUCGGGUUCAAGACGCUCGUUAGGGAGUCGAAGGAUGCAGAGAAGCUGCUGUCUGCGUCCAAGCAGGAGGCCGAGAAGAGCCGCAUGCAGCGCGACGCCAUCGCUCAAGACCUGGACGAGCGUCUGGUACAAGACCCCAACGCUCUCCAGUGCAAAUGCAAUCAUGCGGCCCGCUGGGCAAUCGUCAAGAAAGCAAAGCAAGUGCUGCUCAAGGAGGAAGGGGCCCCAGACUCUGCGGAUGCGAGCGAGGGUUGUCCUUGCAAAUCGACGCUGGUUCAAGCAGUCACUAAGGUGUUGGAGCAGAAGUUGAGCCUGCUCGAACAACAGCUCGGAUCACGCACGUCUGCGGAGCUCGCAAUGCAGAGAGCUUUGGUGGCUAUGCGCCUUCCCAAGUUCCUUGCAGGGGAUCUCGCGAAAGAGUUGGACCAGAAGUUGGCCGCCAAAGCCAAACUGAGUCAUGCGAGCGCCAGUGAGCCAGAUGAGAAUGAAGGCGAGGAGGACGAGGAGGCGAAAGGAAGCGACGUUGACGUGCCUGAAAUCAAUGUGGUUGUGAACAACAACAUGGAUGGGGAAGAAAUGCAGGAGGAGAGUCAAGGGAACAGCACUUUCAAUCAUGAUUACCAUCCCUACUUCCAUGCCUACAAAUAUCCUCCAUCAUACAUCCAAGGAGAUCAAGAGCACACCUCGUCAGGGAAAAGACCUUACAUUGGGCGAAACUACAACAUUGUGGUCAAUGUGAACAACUUCUUGGAACCAGGACAGUUCUUGAACGAGGACAAGGAACACAGUGGAAAACCGUCACAAGCGAUGUACGCUGAUAAGGCUGCAACGCGUAAGUUAGAGAAAGUAGAGACCUUGAGACCAGGUGACUCAGAUACUGCUAAAUCGACAUCAAGUGACCCAACGCAUCAAGCCCAUGUUGAGAAGGCGAAGACGGUGCAGGGCAAGGGAAAGUUCGAAGAUGCUCGAGAAAGGCUGAAGGAGGCUGCUGAAACUCUGGAGAAGAUUGCAGAAGACAAGGCUGCGAAAAUAAGAUCAAACAUGCACCAAGUCCAGAGGAGCGUACCAGAGCACCCCAAGGAUAAGAUUCAAUUUGCAACCAGAACGACCAAGCUGCAUGAAUUCACCGAUCGCUUUCAUGUUAUCUUACCGAAACCAUUGAAGACAAAGAAAGUCUCCAAGUGGGUCAACCCGAGAUCUCUGCUCGGGCACAGGGGCAAAUCUGAGGAGUUAAGUGGAGAUGAGGCAAGCAAGGACUUGUCAAGCUACUUCAAUGCUUUCAGCAACCAUCGGAAAACAGUGAAGCAUGGCCAAAGUCAAGGGAAUAUCAAGCGAUCAACAGGAUCCGUAACAUGGCAUGCGCCUAAACCGGAGGGGGAAACAGACAGGAGAGCAAGACAUGACCUGUUCUCUUACUUCGAUCACUUGGCCCCUCACCCGAAGCAGCACAUCAACACUUGGCUGGAUGACUCGCACGUCCUCCCUUCUGUUGACAACCGCUUUCAUGCAAAUGAAAAGCGAAGAGUUAGCAAGAACUACCAUUACAUAUCGAUAGGCGCAGAGGGGCACAACAACGCGAUGCACGACAUCAAUCAAUACUAUAACUCAUUAGAGGACAGGCAACGUUAA